Messenger RNA from Penicillium salamii, 1128 nucleotides. The record is from the annotation of a GenBank genome assembly. Lineage: Eukaryota; Fungi; Ascomycota; Eurotiomycetes; Eurotiales; Aspergillaceae.
AUGGCCCAGGUCAAGCAAGACCCCGAUCGCCCAUAUGUGAAACAAGAGUUCAUCAAGCAGGACCCUGACAGCAAAGACACUGCUCUUGCGGAUAUCGACGAGGAGGAUCUUUACGAAGAUGCCGGCGAUCUGGACUUCACAAAUGCCGGACAGAGCGUCUGGCUCUCCCGUCUGCCUCGGCAGCUGUGGGAGAACUGGGCACACUUGAAUGACGACGACGAGAUCGAGAUCGGUACAAUGCGAGUCGAAGGUACACCGGAUGACAUCAAACGAGUCAGUUUGCGCCUACACAAUCGCCCUGAUAACCAGGACAUCCCCAAAGACUAUGUUCUUCAGAAACAAACGGCGGAUCCUUCAGGGGCUGGAUCGCAUCUUACCCAUAAUACCUACCUUUUCUCCGAAAAAGACAUACCCGGCGUGGAGAAUCGCAUGGCCUCGUUCGGCGAAACCCGAUCGGUCCUCUACGAAUCACAGAAGCGCGAAGCGAAGCGAAGAGAACAAGGAAAGAGAUGGGAGCCUUAUGUGCGCAAGACGAUACCCAAACAUACUGCGCUAGCAGGCGCGGUUGCUGAAGAAUUCAACUGUCUUCCUGUCGAGAAUGAAGAGUUCCGCCGCAUAUCCGAAAAGCGCGCGUUGGAGGCCCUGAAGCCCCGGAAGGAGACUGUCUUCAUCGAUAAGAUUCCAGGAAAAAUCAUUCAAGCGCGUCACGCCCUUCCCAGCGAGAAGGGUCAGUUCGUGCAAGCAACCAAAGCCGGUGGCCGUGGAAAGCCCCAGGAGAACAAGUCCACUCGUAUGCCCCAGAACGAGCUUUUGGAUCUUAUCUUCCAGUGCUUCCGCGAGUUCAGAUACUGGCCAUUUAAGACUCUCAAGGCUAGACUGGCACAGCCCGAAGCCUAUCUCAAACAGACACUCGAAUUGGUCGCGCACUUGGUCAAGUCGGGUGACUUUGCUAUGACCUGGGAAUUGAAGCCGGAGGCAACUCACGCCCAGUACUCCAAUGCGAUGGACAAUGCCAAGGCAGAAUUACCACCCGGAGCCGACGAUCCAUACGAUGAAGGAUCUGAAGACGAUCCUAUGGCAUCUGGAAUGGCUACGGAUCAAGAUGAUGUUCACUUCGAAAAUGUUUAG